Messenger RNA from Podospora anserina S mat+, 1437 nucleotides. RefSeq lists its product as uncharacterized. The record is from RefSeq and is a predicted model, not a curated record. Bases 1 to 1437 code for a protein of 478 amino acids. Gene Ontology annotation, cellular component: nucleus; cytoplasm. The transcript is spliced from 4 exons. Gene Ontology annotation, biological process: positive regulation of G2/M transition of mitotic cell cycle; protein dephosphorylation; positive regulation of G2/MI transition of meiotic cell cycle. NCBI's taxonomy places the organism in Eukaryota, Fungi, Ascomycota, Sordariomycetes, Sordariales, Podosporaceae. Gene Ontology annotation, molecular function: protein tyrosine phosphatase activity.
AUGGAGACCUCUUCACCGUUGGCCGCCAUCCGGCCGGCGCCUCCCACCCCCAUGUUUCCGACGCCGCGUCGCGCCCUAUUUACCACGGCCACCAUGAUGGACGGAUUCAAGUCUCGUGAAUAUCUUACCACGCCUCCAUUGGCACCAUCGUCGUCGCCUGGUAAUGUCGACAUGAUGGACAUGUCACCAUUGCCGCAGAAGGGUGCCUUUGCGGGCCAUGUCGAAGUGGCAUCUCCAACACCGAGCAUUCCUAUGAGUGAUGAUAUCAUGAUGGAGUCUCCCAUCCCACAAAAGACUGUCAUGGAUACAUCCAAGGCCGUUGGUGCCGAAGCCCGCAGAAAGCUUGGUUUGAUGCGGCCAUCUCUCAGCCGUGCCAAAGGUUACACUACGGGGUCCAUCCCGGGUCGUUCCAAUGGUGAUAACCAGUUCCCCUCCCUAAAGCUCGGGGGUGAGGUGCAGCUCGGCUCCUCCCCUUCGACCUCGAUGUCGUUGAGCGAAUGUUUUCAGGACUCGCCUCCUCAACAGAGGCGGUCCCUCAGUGCUAAUAGCCCUUGCAUGAUCAUGGCAAGCAAUCGCCCAAGGCCCCAGUUCAACUUGCCUGGUCUUAGCGGUGUCCGCAACGGAUCACCAAUCAGCCACUCUCGCAAGUCUUCGAAUCCUGCCGGCCGGCCGCGGAGGUGGACGACUCGUCGCUCACUGAGCAUGUUUGAAAGCGCCGAGGAGAUUAUGAAACCCAAGGAGCCUGACGCUGCUCUGCCCGAAAUCGAGGAAACCCAGGAGCCACUGCUACCGCAUUUCAUGCCCGAAGAUGAACAAGAUAACAUUCCUCGCAUUACCCGCGACACCAUGCUUGAAGUGUUGGACGGCAAAUACAGCGACCAGUACCAACACAAGAUGAUCGUCGACUGUCGCUUCGAGUACGAAUAUGAGGGUGGUCACAUUGAUGGCGCCAUCAACUACAAUGAUAAGGAUCUUCUGGCAGACCAUCUGUUUCGCACUCCCAUGCCAGGGCGCACCCUUCUCAUCUUUCACUGCGAAUACUCUGCUCACCGUGCUCCGCUCAUGGCUCGCCAUAUCCGUUCCCAGGACCGACAACUGAACCAGGAGGCUUACCCGAGACUCACAUACCCUGAUGUUUACAUUCUGGACGGGGGUUAUAGUGGUUUCUUCUCUGAACACCAAGAACGCUGCUACCCUCGGGCGUAUGUUGAGAUGGGCGCCGCUGGGCACGAGAAGACUUGCGAGCGGCUGAUGGGCCGCUUAAAGCAGCAGCGCAAAGGGCUGGGUCGUGCGCAAACGUAUGCAUUUGGUGAUCGGAUCCAGGAUUCGCCAACUGGACCAGGUCGUGCCAUCAGCCGUGAUUGUGAGUUUGCGGACCUUGGACAAUCGCCACUUGGAGCGGAUCGUGGGCCUCCACGACGAAUGGUCUCUUUCUAA